This is a messenger RNA of Fusarium sp. VM40, 1896 nucleotides long. The record is from the annotation of a GenBank genome assembly. NCBI's taxonomy places the organism in Eukaryota, Fungi, Ascomycota, Sordariomycetes, Hypocreales, Nectriaceae.
AUGGCUCAAGACCAUGUUCUCGAUGUCGACAAAUACAGAAGCCUUGCAACUUUACCGAAAGACCCAAAGAGGCCCAUGAGUUGUUUAAAGAUCGAGGCAUUGGAGCGAGAGAUUGAGCUCCUCAAGUCACAACUACAGCCACAAACAUCAGUGUCAGUGGACACAUCGACUAGCCCCUACUUGACCGAGACUCAAAGACCCCUGCAAUUUGCCUCGUUGGAUACUUUCGAAACACCACACAAUGUUGAGUAUGCACAGGUACCUGGUAUCCCCACUCACCCAUCCCAAAUAGCAAUGUCCACCAGCAACAGUUCUCCAGAUACCUCGCUGUAUCACAAAAGACCACAAAAGCGACCGCGAUCAUCAUUUGAGGCUGAAACUCCAGCCGUGGCAAACAUCUGGAGCGAUGCCGACCUCAAGGCCGACGAGUCAGGGAUUUACUUCAACGCCUUCUUCUCUGGCUGUAACCGCUACGUUCCCAUCUUCGACCCGGAAUACGAUUCACUCGAGGCCGUGCGCAGUAGGAGUGAGUUACUGUUUACCACCAUCUGCUCGGUUGGCUGCCGUGUGCUCCACGGAACGAAUGCCAGGUGGAGGGCACUGGCGCUUAGCACCCAGCGCAUGCUCAACGCCGCUAUUGUUAAUCCAGCUAUGGGGAGCCUCGAGACUGUACAGGCGUUGCUUGUUCAGGCUUGUUACGCUGGCGAAAGAGCCCUUCUCGUAUCAAUUGCUACACGCAUGGCGUUGGAUCUUGGAUUUCCGGAAGCUUACGACACGUUGGUGACGGAGUCUGUCUUGGGUGAAGCGCAGUCUAGCAAUGGUUGCGAGUCGACUCACGAGAACAACCUUGUACGAAUGCGGAAAACCCGAGUAUGGCUACACCUAUUGGUCAUGAGCUACAUUCUACAUGUGGAUGCUGGUGGUAUGCCGACGUUUAAAUUCAGAGGGGCGUCACGUAGGUGCAGGAUCCUCCUGCAGAGUCCCUUCUCCAACGGGAUGGAUCAUUAUCUCUUCGCCCAAGUGGAGCUUAAUGUUCUCCGCGCAAAGAUCUACGCCUCCUUACCCCAGCGCGCUAAUCUCAGUGACGAGGAGAUCAUGGACCUGGUCAGAGAUGCUAAGCUCGACAUUGACGUUUGGUUCAACGAUUGGAUGCGCAUAUCCCAACCCCAUCAUCGUGCCAUGCCGUGGUUCGUCCCAAACCUCUCAGUGCAGCGCUGUUGGGCCGAUAACAUGACUCUGUGCCGUGCUGUCAGGGCUGCGGGCGUGGAGAAUGUGAACGUCAUGUCGCCUAUACAGAAAAGCAUACUGGUGAUGACCAAAGCGUCGCUAAAGCAGCAUCUUGAUAUAACCAUUCAAGAGCCACGUCUGUACCUGGAGAGCACUCGGUAUGCCAUGGACUUUGUCUGGGCCAAGAACACAUUUUGUUGCCUCCUACUUCUGAAGCUAUCCGCCUUGCUCCCCGAAGGAGAUGAUAAUCACAGUCAUGAACUUGUGGCGAAGGCAGGUGCUUUACUCAACGAGUUGGAAAAAGCCACGGCUGGGGGUGCUGGGGAUGACAGCCGAUCAAGUACCAGCGUGUUAUACCUUCGGCUUCUGAAGACGAGUAUUCAGAAAUAUCAGCGAGGGUUGGACCAGAACGCACAGGCUUGCCAGGACAAUACUGUGUCUGACAUUUCAGGCCAGUCAGGGAAUUAUGAAUCGAUACCUUCUGGAUAUAGCGAGCUGGAGUCGUUUGUACCUGACCAGUUCGUGUUUGAGUGGGACUUUCCUGGGCUUACUCUGUUCUCAUCUCCGAUUAAUGAGACGACGUGGUUGAACGAGUUCUUGAGUGGAACGCAAGAGUUUAGGCAGGAUAGUAGUAGUAUAAAUUGGGCACUCAUAGACUUUUCCAUGUAA